UUUGCUAGAAUUUAGAAGAUGAAGAUGUCAACAAUGUAUAGUUAGAAGAAAAAAAAACCAAAUCAAAGCUGAGUCCAACACACAUUUCACUCAACCUCCUUAGAUCCUUUCUUCUCCUAUUAUAGACCUACAAAACACAUGUAUAUAUAUUGUACACUUUUGAGUACUAUAAGAAUCCAUCAAUUCAGUGCCAACUUUUUUUGUUGGUUUCUCUCUCUUAUUGAUUGUAAAGAUCUAAAAUUGAGUGGUGAGAUGGGGAAGAGCGGCAGGGACUGGACGCAGAUCUACGCGAUCUACGGCGUGGAGGAGUGGCAGACGCCGGUUUUCCUCCUGAUGAACGCGGCGGGGUUCGCCACCCUCUCCGUCGUCUUCCUCCUCUACUUCGAGCCAAUCUGCCUGCUCCUCCAGCGCCACCACUUGCUCCGUGGGCCCGCCGCAGCCCGCUUCGCAGCAGGGUUCGCGGGCUCUGUCACGGCUCUCUCCGCCGUGUGCCUCCUCUUCGCCGCCGCCAACUUCUUCUACUCCGCCGUGGCACUCCACUGGGAGAUGUCGCAGCGCGUCGUCUCCUCGGUGCCCGACUGGUCGUCCGUCAGGCACGCCCUCGACCUCGGCUGCGGUCGCGGCAUUCUCCUCAACGCCGUCGCCCUCCAGCUCAAGAAGUCCGGAUCCUCCGGCAGCGUCGUCGGCCUCACCCCGCCCCGAACCGGCGCUCCCGUCCCUAAUCACACGCUCAGGACAGCCGGCCUCGAGGGCGUCCAGGAAUACGUCACUUGCCGGGCGGGAGAUCCGCGGACGCUGCCGUUCAGCGACAGCUACUUCGACGUGGUAGUAUCCGCAGCGUUCGUGCACACGGUGGGGAAGGAGUUGGGGCAGAAGACGGCGGCGGCGGCUGCAGAGAGGAUGAGGGUGGUGGGGGAGGUGGUUCGGGUGUUGAAGGCGGGAGGAGUGGGAGUGGUGUGGGACCUAGUUCACGCAGAGGAGUACGUGCAGAGGCUGAAAGAGCUGAAGAUGGAGGAGAUAAGUGUGUCGGAGGGAGUCACGGCGUUUAUGGCCACCAGCCACAUCGUCUCCUUCCGUAAGCCACCUCACCAUUUUCUUGGCUCCGCUGAAGUUAGGCUUGAUUGGAGAUUCAAUUAUACCCAUUCUAGUAUUAAUAAUUUAUAAUUAUAGCUAGUUAUGACAAAAAUACGUAUUUUUCUUGCUUUUCUCAUUUUAUACUUCUAAAACCAGAUGAGAUGAAAGAGAGGACUGUAAAUUUCUUUCAUAUAAUAAAAAUGUUACUUCUAUA
Messenger RNA from Salvia splendens (bonfire salvia), 1288 nucleotides. RefSeq lists its product as uncharacterized. Gene Ontology annotation, molecular function: S-adenosylmethionine-dependent methyltransferase activity. The record is from RefSeq and is a predicted model, not a curated record. The transcript is spliced from 2 exons. The coding region runs from base 139 to 1164 and encodes 341 amino acids. Lineage: Eukaryota; Viridiplantae; Streptophyta; Magnoliopsida; Lamiales; Lamiaceae.